Physella acuta is the source of this 1524-nucleotide messenger RNA. RefSeq names its product cytochrome P450 10. Gene Ontology annotation, molecular function: iron ion binding; monooxygenase activity; oxidoreductase activity, acting on paired donors, with incorporation or reduction of molecular oxygen. The record is from RefSeq and is a predicted model, not a curated record. NCBI's taxonomy places the organism in Eukaryota, Metazoa, Mollusca, Gastropoda, Physidae.
CUAGAGGGUUAGGGCUGGAAAAUAGGUCCGUGUUAGAAUGUAAGAUAGACACACUCGAUUAAGAAUUAAGCGUGGAUAACCUUUCAGUGUAAAGCAAUGUUGAGAAAAUAUGACCUUGUUUCAAGGGUCAUUCCAUCAUUAUUCAAAAGCCAACCAAUUAGAUGGACGUCAGUGGCCAGUAGUACCAACAAAGAUGAGGUGAAACCUUUUGAAAAAAUCCCAGGUCCUAAAGGACUUUACAAUAUACCCAUUAUUGGAGCAUUCUUUCACUUCAGGCCUUUCGGUAAAUUUACACCUCAGACCACACACAAGCUUAUUGACAGCUUGCACGAAAAGUAUGGGCCUGUGGUUCGAGUACAGCUUGGAAGGAAAUGUGUCCUGUUGGAGGAUGUGAAAGACAUUGAGACGGUCUUCAGAAAUGAGGGCAAAUAUCCAAACAGACCUGGAAUUGAUAUUUCCAAAGUUAUCUAUGAAAAGAAUGGACUCAAAUUACCACUUUCCGAAAUACAAGGAGAAGAGUGGCAAAAAUUAAGAACUCCCGUCAACAAAAGACUAAUGAAAGCUGACUCGGCCUAUCAUUACCUGGUCCCACAGAACGCCGUAGCUGAUGAUUUUGUCAACAUUUUGGCCACACAAAAGUUAACACCGGAAGAAAUGAAAGAUCUUUUCUUUCGCUAUGCUUCUGAGAGUAUAGCAGUGGUGACAUUUAACACCAGACUGGGGUUCCUUGAUAACUCGUCAGAUAAGGAGUCAUCAGAGUUUCUUGAAGCCACUAAAACGGUUUUCUCUAUAAUAACUGAUGCUAUCAGUGGUAAAAUAAUCACCCAUAAAUGGUACAAAAGCCAGGCCUAUACGGAUAUGGAGAAAAGUUUAUUGCUCAUUCGAAAAAAUUCGAAAAAACAUGCUUUAAAAGCAAAAGAAAUAAUCGAACAACAAAAGAAAGAUGGGUCAUUGAACCCAGAGGAGCCGAACUUACUUCUCUCCCUUGUAUCAGAAAAUGGUCUAGACGCUGAUGACGUUAGUAACAUACUGGACGCACUUUACGGUGCUGGUACAGAUUCUACAGCAAAGAAUCUUCAAGUUUUCUUCUACAACUUGGCUAAAAACCCAGACAAACAGGAAAUUCUUAGAAAAGAAAUUUUAGAUGUUGUGGGGGAAUCCGGUGUUGUGGAUGCUAAAGCCCUUUCAAAAAUGCCCUACCUGAAGUAUUGUCUAAAGGAAUCUUUCAGAGCCUCCAAAAAAUGCUUUGAUGACCCAGACAAGUUUAUCCCAGAGAGAUGGAUGAGAGCAGACGAUGGUCGUAAACAGGACAACACAAACAGCAUGGCGGUUUUACCGUUUGGUCACGGACCCCGUAACUGUAUUGGCAGACGUUUUGCUGUUCAGGAAAUUUAUCUGGCAACAGCUAAAGUUCUCCAGAAGCUAAAGAUAGAAUUAGAACCCGAUUCCUGGAAUACAGAAUUUAUCUACACGACAUUCGUUGACACGGAGAAACCAAUCAGAUUUAAGUUUAAACAAAUUUAG